ACUACAACCAAGAAGUAGCCAUGCAUUGUAGCGGGUACCUGUAGUCUCAGCUACUUGGAAGGCUGAGGCAAGAGAAUCCCUUAAGCCCAAGAGUUUGAGGUUGCUGUGAGCUGUGACGCUACAGCACUCUACCAAGGGCGACAUAGUGAGACUGUGUCUCAAAAAUAAAAUAAAAAAUUAAAUAAGAAAAACUGGAAGAAAAAAAUGAAUUCAUAACCCUCCUGUUGUUGAUUUAUGUUAAUGGCAUCACCAUCCUACUAGCAAUUCAGGAUCAAAACUUAAUGCCAUGUUCUACUUUAGCCCUUAACCCCCUACAUCUCACUGAGUCAUCUGGAAUCUAACUCUGUAAUGUCAUUUGAAUUCCUCCUGACUAGGCCUCUUCCUAAGACCAUAUGUCGUUGAAGCCCUUGUUGGCUGUUUCAGUCUUUAGUCUGAGUGGAUUCCUGAAGCACAACUGUAACAAUGCCAGUGCUUUGUUCUCAAACCUCAGUGACUCCCAGCUACCUGCAGAAUACCUCAGAAUACCCGGGCUAAGCAUUCAGGAGCAUUCGGGACCUGACUGCCAAUGCUGCCUCUUCUCAUGACUCUCAUGGGCUAAUUAAACUGAACUACAACAUGCCUCAAAUGUUCCUAUUCCAAAUGACAACCUGGCUAACUUUCUGUGGCAGUUUUUUUUUUUUUUUGAGACAGAGUCUCACUUUGUCACCCCUCUGUACAGCGGUGUGGCAUCACAGCUCACAGCAACCUCAGACCCUUGAGUUCAAGUGAUUCUCUUGCCUCAGCCUCCCACAUAGCUGGGACUACAGGCACCCUCCAUAAUGCCUGGCUAUUUUUAAAGACGGAGUCUUGCUUUAGCUGGGGCUUGUCUCCAAUUUGUGAGCUCAGGCAAUCCACCUGCCUCGGCCUCCCAGAGUGCUAGGAUUACAGGUGUGAGCCACUGCACCCCUCCUCUCUGGUACCUUGUUGAAAACUCUUUUGAGGCAUUUAUUUGAUUCUGUUAUUUAUUUUAACUAUUUGGUAACUUGUCUUAGUUCAUUCUACCCUGCAUUAAAUGGUCAGUUCUUCAAAUCAGAGGCUAAAUUUUAUUUAUCUUUGUCUCAGCCCCGCCCAACAUGGACACACAUAGCUGGCACAUUACUAGAGAAACUUGAGUUGAGAUCAAUCAGACUGAGACCUAGUCCAAAAGCCACUCUCUUACCUCUUGGUUAUAGAUUUUUACAGCUGGAGAUUAUCAAGCCAAUCAUCUCAUUUUACAAAUGAGAAAACCAAGGGAAAGAAAGGUGAAAGUUACUUGCCCAGUGUCGCUCAGCUGCGCUUACGCUGCUGUAGUGCCACCACUGCCAGCCUUGUGAUAGGUAGGUCUGUUUUCAUGUUUCCUCUUCCACCCUGGGUAUAAGGCAUCCUAACUUCAACCCCUCGUUUUUUUGGAGCGACUUCAGCUGGUCAGUUCGCUGUGUUGACGGGGAGGGCAGCUAGCUCCAGUGUGUGUGGAGUCUCCCUGCUGCCCGGACGCUAGGUGGCAACACUGCAGACAGGCUCCACCUGAGGCUUCAACAGUGGAACUUAAUGUUAAAGCCAGUCCAACCCCUCGUUUUUUGCAGCAAAAACCCAACAAAACAAAAAGCCCAAGAACCAGAGACAGGAGUGCCUUGCUCAAUGAUUGCUGAGUGAGAAAUCAAAUGAUGCUGUUUGGAAAAGUUUCCUGGCAGUUACGUGGCUUAAAGAAACUCCCAUGGUCAUGUGACUCCAGAUUCUUCUGGGGCUGGUUGAAUGCAGUGUUUAAUAAAGUGGAUUAUGAACGCAUCAGGGACGUUGGCCCUGACAGGGCGGCGUCCGAGUGGCUGCUGCGGUGUGGAGCCACGGUGCGCUACCACGGCCAGGAGAAGUGGCAGAAGGACUACAACCACCUCCCAACGGGCCCGCUGGACAAAUACAAGAUUCAGGCCAUCGAUGCCACCAACUCUUGUAUCAUGAGAAUCGGAUUUGAUCACAUGGAGGGUCUAGAACAUGUUGAAAAAAUAAGACUAUGCAAAUGUCAUUAUAUCGAGGAUGAGUGUUUGCAGAAACUUAGUCAAUUUGAAAAAUUACAGAAAAGCAUAUUGGAAAUGGAAAUAAUUUCCUGUGGGAAUGUCACAGACAAAGGCGUCAUUGCUCUGUGUCAUUUAAGAAACCUCAAAUAUUUGUUGUUAAGUGAUCUUCCCAGAGUAAGAGAAAAAGAAAAGCUUAUCCAAGCCUUGAAGACGGCACUGCCCUCUCUGGAGCUAAAAAUCAUCCUUGAAAUAAAAUAAUAACUGUCUUAUUUAAGUAUAAAAGAUCACUUGAAAUUGUUGAUUCUAAACAGCAAGAAUAUAUAAUCUGGAUGUGAUACCAUGACAUUUUAAAAGUAGAGUCCAUCAUAUGUAGAAAAUAUUCAGUUGUGACUCACAAAAGUUACUAAGUUGGAAGUGAGAAUUUAUGUACAUUAAUUCAUUUUAAGAAAAAAUGCAAACUAGGUAACAUUUUAAUUUGAAUAUAUUCCUCAUUUGAUAAUGAAUAUAUUCCUCAUUUGAUAAAGAAAUCUAUACAGGGAUCUCUUGUAGAUAUUAAUUUAUAGUCCUUUAAAGUGAUUUAACUGCAACAUAGAUAUCUUUUAUUGUAUUAUAACAGUAACAUCUAUUAUAUUUUACUUUUAAGUUACUGAACCAUGUUACUAUAUACAAUUAUGAAAAAUUGGAAAGUAAAUAUGGAUUCCCUGAUGGAGUCACUUAUGCAAAGUAGCCUGUGGGAGGCCUGCCUUUCAUUUGGAUUCCAGGAUUUGCACGCAUCUCUCACAACCCUGUAUUCCUGCGUUAUUACCAUACACCCUUUUUCAAAAUGAAUAGUUGCUGGUUAAUUUGUCUAUUUUGUAAGCUUACACUAGUGUUUUAUUAAUACCUGAGUGAAUUCAAAUAGUUUUGCUAAUUGCAAUAGAAUAAAGGAAAUAAUUGUAAAGACUAGCGGGCUAUGCUUAGGUUUUUCUUAAAUUAAAAAAUUCCUUAAACC
Nycticebus coucang (slow loris) is the source of this 3021-nucleotide messenger RNA. RefSeq names its product distal membrane arm assembly component 2 like (gene DMAC2L). NCBI's taxonomy places the organism in Eukaryota, Metazoa, Chordata, Mammalia, Primates, Lorisidae. The transcript has 5 exons. The coding region runs from base 1680 to 2288 and encodes 202 amino acids. The record is from RefSeq and is a predicted model, not a curated record.